AUGGGAGCUUAUAAGUAUAUCAACGCCUUAAACCGCAAGAAGCAGAGUGACGCUCUUAGAUACUUGCGCCGUAUCAGAUGCUGGGAAUUGAGACACCUCCCACGUAUCCACAGAAUUGCUGCACCAACCAACGUUGCUCGUGCCAGAAUUUUGGGAUUCAAGAACAGAAAAGGCUUCCUUGUAUUCUCCAUCAGAGUCCACAGAGGAAAUAGAAAGAUCCAGGCCAGAGCCGGUAUUGUCCACAGAAAGCCAGCCAACCAAGGUAUCCACAGAAUUAAAAAGCACCAAUCACUCCAAGUCAUUGCUGAAAACAGAGUCGGAAGAAAGUACCCAUCCCUCAGAGUUUUGACUUCAUACUCUAUUGGACAAGACUCGACCUUCAGAUUCUAUGAAAUUAUCAUGGUCGACCCAAUGCUCAAGGAGAUCAGAGACGACCCAACCAUUAACUGGAUCUGUGCUGGUAAACAAAAGAGAAGAGAAGCAAGAGGAUUGACUCACGCCGGAAAGGUCUCAAGAGGACUUUCUGGAAAGGGAAGAAGAUACAACAAGGUUGCUCACGGAGGAAGAAGACACAAUUUGAAGAGAAGAAUGUUGCUUCAAUUCAGAAGAUACAGAUGA
This is a messenger RNA of Entamoeba invadens IP1, 618 nucleotides long. Its product is annotated as 60S ribosomal protein L15-2, putative. The record is from RefSeq and is a predicted model, not a curated record. Bases 1 to 618 code for a protein of 205 amino acids. Gene Ontology annotation, molecular function: structural constituent of ribosome; RNA binding. The transcript has a single exon. Gene Ontology annotation, biological process: cytoplasmic translation. Gene Ontology annotation, cellular component: ribosome; cytosolic large ribosomal subunit. NCBI's taxonomy places the organism in Eukaryota, Evosea, Mastigamoebida, Endamoebidae.